AUGCUUUGGCAAACACUUCUCUUCGCUGCGGCAGCUGAUGCCCAGAUCUCGGCUGGGCUGAACCACCUGAGGUUCGGCUGUUCUCAACUUACUAUUGAGCGUCUUGACCCUUUGGUUACGCCUGGCUUGUAUCCCAGUCCUCACAUGCAUCAAAUCAUUGGAGGAAAUGCGUUCAACGCAUCCAUGCCAAGCACUGAUAUCUCUGCUCUCGCAUCGUGCACUACUUGUGGCCCUGCAGAUGAUCUUUCGAAUUACUGGACUGCCAAUCUGUAUUUCAAGGCUCGCAAUGGCUCAUAUAAACGUGUUCCUCAGAUGCCAAACAGAUUCCUGUUCAACGAUAGAUUUACCACGCAGACUUCUGGCGGGGUUACUGUCUACUACAUAUCUCCCAGUAAGGGAAAAGUAACUGCCUUCAAGCCGGGGUUUCGAAUGUUUGUCGGCGAUCCUCUCAGACGGCAGAAGAAAUACAAGUCCCAGAGCUGCUUCCGCUGCUAUUCUGGACCAGACUUUGGUGGUGAUAAUGUAGCUCCUUGCAGUGAUGCAAAGCUUGACACCGAAGGCUUCCCGACUGGGCCUUGCCUGGGUGGCAUUCGGUCCAACAUCCUGUACCCGACCUGCUGGGAUGGCAAGACGCUCGACACACCAAACCAUAUGGAUCAUGUCGCCUAUCCCAAAUCCGGACCGUCAAACUUUUUGUCAACUGGUGAUUGUCCUUCCACUCAUCCAGUCAAGAUACCGCAGCUCAUGCUGGAGGUUGUCUGGAACACCACAGGAUUCAACAAUAAAGCCGAGUGGCCAGCCGACGGCUCCCAGCCUUUCGUCCUCAGUACCGGUGAUCCUACCGGGUACGGUCAACAUGGGGACUACGUCUUCGGUUGGAAGGGCGAUGCUCUGCAGAGAGCGAUGGAUGAUAAUGGAUGUUUUAGCGCUACUUGUGGGAAACAGAAGUCGCAAGACAUCGCUGUCGCGAAGAAGUGUGUUAUUCCUAAGACUGUUCUUGAGGAUGUCGAUGGAUGGUUCAAGGAGCUUCCAGGGAUGAGUCCGAUGUAG
Cadophora gregata is the source of this 1050-nucleotide messenger RNA. RefSeq lists its product as uncharacterized. The coding region runs from base 1 to 1050 and encodes 349 amino acids. Lineage: Eukaryota; Fungi; Ascomycota; Leotiomycetes; Helotiales; Ploettnerulaceae. The record is from RefSeq and is a predicted model, not a curated record. The transcript is spliced from 7 exons.